AGCAUUCCCUUUGCCUUAUAUAGGGGAUUCCUGCUCUUAGCAUAAUUCACAAAGCCUGUGUAGAAGUCGUCUAAACUAUUAUAUAAAAAAAGUGAUAAAUGGCUAAGAAAACGGCACCUGUAUUCAAGGCUCUGUUGGAUUUAACGGAACUACAUUCAUCUAAAGUAUUAGCGACUCAAAACAGGAGUGAGAUCAGGCUCCUGAGUUCCUGUGGUGUCCUUGCCCCCCAGCGUGCCAGGCUGCCUCAGCUCGCCCCUGGCACAGCCACCUUUCAGACACGCCGCUCAUUCAUCCACAUUGCUGGCCCCUUCAUGGGCAGCAAGAAAAUGGAGUAUUCUGAGUCGAAGCUGCUAGGAUAUUCCACUGAACAGAUGUACGAUGUGGUCGCCAAUGUGGAGAAGUAUCAGCAGUUCGUUCCCUGGUGCAAGAGUUCAAAAAUCAUCUCUAAACGAAACCAACUGACCAAAGCACAGCUGGAAAUCGGCUUCCCUCCCAUUGUGGAACGCUACACCUCAGAGGUGACAGUGAUCCCACAGCACCAAGUCAGGGCGGUAUGUAAGAAUUGCUCGCUGUUCAAUCACUUGGAGACUGUCUGGAGAUUCAGCCCUGGAGCCCCCGCUCAACCAGAGACAUGCACUUUACAUUUUUAUGUUUCAUUUGAAUUCAGAUCCUUGCUACAUUCCCAGAUAGCCACUGUAUUCUUUAAUGACGUUGUGAAGCAGAUGGUAGCUGCUUUCGAGAAGCGAGCGGCGAGGAUGUAUGGCCCACAGGCUGUGAUUCAGGAGUGUGAAGAGAACGCUGUACGAAGGAGGCGGGCAGUGUGACAGGAAUUUCACAACAGGAACUGCACAGUGACACAUUUCUCUCUUUAACUUUACUGAAGACUUGUGGGUUUUUUCUCCACGUUGUCUGCUGGACCAAAUUCAUUCCUGUUAUUUUUUAUUAUUUAUUAUUAUUAUU
Molecule: messenger RNA, 960 nt
Organism: Polyodon spathula (Mississippi paddlefish)
Lineage: Eukaryota; Metazoa; Chordata; Actinopteri; Acipenseriformes; Polyodontidae
Product: coenzyme Q-binding protein COQ10 homolog, mitochondrial-like
Exons: 5
Coding region: 99-824 (241 amino acids)
Biological process (GO): ubiquinone biosynthetic process; cellular respiration
Cellular component (GO): mitochondrion
Molecular function (GO): ubiquinone binding
Source: RefSeq, a predicted model, not a curated record